GAAUUAAAACCUCCUCUUUCUCUCUCCCUUUUUUUGUUUAGUCAGGAAAUUAUUUGCAUGCGAUCCACAAGAGUAUAGAAGCUGAGCCUCGGAGAUGUCUGUGUAGCCCUUUUCUGAUGAUGUGUUGGAAGAAACAAAACUGCUUUUAAAGGAUGGCCAUUCGAGAGCUGAAAGUUUGCCUGCUUGGGGACACAGGAGUUGGAAAAUCAAGUAUAGUUUGUCGAUUUGUCCAAGACCACUUUGAUCACAAUAUCAGUCCGACCAUUGGAGCAUCAUUUAUGACUAAAACUGUGCCUUGUGGUAAUGAAUUACAUAAAUUUCUCAUCUGGGAUACUGCUGGUCAGGAACGUUUCCACUCAUUGGCACCAAUGUACUACAGGGGAUCAGCGGCUGCGGUCAUUGUAUAUGACAUUACAAAGCAGGAUUCAUUCCAUACGUUGAAGAAAUGGGUGAAGGAGUUAAAAGAACAUGGACCUGAAAACAUUGUUAUGGCCAUCGCUGGAAACAAAUGUGACCUCUCUGAUAUAAGAGAGGUGACUAUGAAAGAUUCAAAGGAAUAUGCAGACGCCAUUGGGGCAAUUGUAGUUGAGACGAGUGCAAAGAAUGCCAUUAAUAUUGAGGAACUUUUCCAGGACAUAAGUCGAAGAAUCCCUCCACUUGAUCCUCAUGAGAACGGUGCCAAUGGUGCAAUGAAACUUGGAAGACCAUCUUUACAGUCACCAAAUAGGUGCUGCUAAUCUGACCAAUAUCACAAUAAUUUAAAGAUGGAAUGAACUAAAUUAGACCAACGAGAAAAUUCUCAGUGUUGAAGAUUACAUCCCAUAAAAAUGUAACCACCAUGUCGCAAUAUGUAAAUGAAGUACGCAGAAAGGCACUAAAGCCUAACUGCAUUAUUAGAAUUAUAUGUUUACAGACAAUUUUAGUUACAUUCUGAAUCACACAACAGAAAGAUAUUGCACAUUAUUGCACACUAUAUACAUUUGCUAUCAUCUCUAUUACGAGCCCUGUUUAGUGCUUUUCCUAUUUUGUUC
Molecule: messenger RNA, 1031 nt
Organism: Pelobates fuscus (common spadefoot toad)
Lineage: Eukaryota; Metazoa; Chordata; Amphibia; Anura; Pelobatidae
Gene: RAB31
Product: RAB31, member RAS oncogene family
Exons: 7
Coding region: 153-737 (194 amino acids)
Biological process (GO): vesicle-mediated transport
Molecular function (GO): GTPase activity; GTP binding
Source: RefSeq, a predicted model, not a curated record